This is a messenger RNA of Laetiporus sulphureus 93-53, 558 nucleotides long. RefSeq lists its product as uncharacterized. NCBI's taxonomy places the organism in Eukaryota, Fungi, Basidiomycota, Agaricomycetes, Polyporales, Laetiporaceae. Bases 64 to 369 code for a protein of 101 amino acids. The record is from RefSeq and is a predicted model, not a curated record. The transcript is spliced from 4 exons.
GGCUUAUAAACAGGCCGCCUGUCAACCACUUCAUAAUCCUCAAUCCGGUCUCUCGACUUAGACAUGGCCAUCAGCACACCUGGAGCAAUCACUCUAUUGGAACAGUCUAUUACAGGAAACUAUGCUGUUAUCGCUGGUGCAGCACUCAUAUUCUUCGACCAUGUCAUUACAUUUGGUCAGGAGGUCCAGCUUUUCUGGGGCGAGCAAACAUCUUCUGCAUGGUUGUUCUUUGCCAAUCGGAUACUUGCACUGGUCUAUGCUAGCCUUUCUGUUUGGUCCGUCAUGAAUAUCUAUACAGUAACGUUGUACGGCAAACAUCGUAGCGAGCGAUUUAGUUUCCACAUUCAUUGUGGUAAUCUCAAAUGGUAGGCUGGCAUGCUUCACGACAACUCAUCGCAGCUCAAAUAUAGCAAAGUGGUUACGAUAUUACGAGUAUACGCCGUGACAGGUGGCGACCGACGACCUCUUGUGCUCCUUGCGUUGCCAAUGGUCCUCUACGUGGUCAUAGAUGUCUACAUCGGUACGCUUCCUCCUGUUCGGGACAUAUUCUUGAUUGAC